UCAAUUUUUCGAUAAUCCUAUCACAAUGUUGUAUUAUCAUUAUCAUUGUUUACCGAGUAGUAAACAAUGUACGCUAACACUCGAAACGCCACAGCAACUGAACGUUGUCCGUCGGCGGUCGGCCGGUUAUUAUUAUUUUUGGUUAUUGCUGUACUUCCAUAAACGUUUUACGUGUCGUCUAUACGUAUAAUAUUAUUUUGUGCGUAAAAUGAACGCUAAAUGUCUAGGGUUUUUGUUCGUGUUCAUCGGUCCUGCGUAUUCAGAGACUUACAGUGAAGAAUUGUUUAUUAAGCCCUUGGCCACCGGCUACGUGUACUCGUUCUUUCAGUUCACAGUCAUCCGCGAAGACGACUCUUUUAAGCAUUCCACUCUGUUUCCACACUCGUUGGGAGACAUAAUCGAUAGAUUUCAUGUAGCAGAACUCAACGUCGACCUUACUUCCGGCCUGUGGAGACACAAGUCCUGGGGUUAUCCGGCCGUCGACGCCCCAUCUGGCGCUGAGAUAUCUGCUCGUUUCCACAAUGACACACAAGACGUAGACAAGAACUGGUACGGCCUGACAAACGCGCUGUCCGGUUUGCUGUGUACGUCGUUGAAUUUCAUCAACAGUGCUAAUAGCUAUGAAUCAUCUGCCGACAGGGUCUAUCGAUAUUCAAAUUUACCGCGAGAAAAUGUCUGUACUGAAAAUUUGACGCCGUGGAAAAAGCUUUUGCCUUGUGAUUCUACUAGAGGCCUGUCGAGCCUAUUAAACUCAGGCCGCGUGCACAAUGCCAACUAUCACUCCUUGGGAAUUCAUUUCAGGCCGUUAUGUAAUGCAGGGAAAUGUAAAUAUGAACUCCGCCAAACCGUUUCUCUAGUAUACGAUUCGGUGUUCAUAAGUUUCAAUAACAACUAUGAUUGGUCUCUCCGCAAGAUGUUUGGUACUGGACUGUUCAAGACGUGCCCUUUGGCAGAUUACAGUAAAAUCUAUUUAGAUACAUCAUCAAAUAGUAGUGUUCCUUAUUUGAUUUCACAAGAACCAGAUUAUAUUUUGAAAAACAAUAUUGCUGUUUAUAAUCUAAACGGCAUAUUUCAUUUGUCUGCUAUAGUGCCUAGACCAAAAAUAGUUGUGUCUGAAUUACGGCCAUUACUAUACACAGAUAGAUUUAUCACUGGAUUUGGACAAGAAUAUGGAGGGCUAGUUACCCGUAUUUACAACGAUCAUAGGUCGUCUAUAAUCGCCACCGUCAUUGAGAAUAUCCCAUGGUUCUUACCAAUUUACUAUCAUACAUUAAAAGUGACCAGCAAUGGUGUUCGUGUCACACCAAAAGCUUUAAUUUAUAAACCUGGAAAAGGAAGAGUACGAAUUUACUAUUUAGAAAUAGUUUUAGAGCUUGCACCACGUUCGGUUACAGAAAUAUCUGUUCAGUUUGACUAUGUGUUCUUGAAGUGGCAAGAAUAUCCACCAGAUGCUAAUCACGGCUUUUAUAUUGGCUCGGCUAUAGUGAAAGCCACAAUUCCGAGACAUGCCACUUCUCUAACGUUUGAUAAGUCAUUGAUUAUAGACAAUCUAAAUUCAACUGGAUCCGAUUACUUAAUUUGUUUGAAAACAGAAAAUUUCAUCAUCACACUACCAACGCCUGAUUUCAGUAUGCCUUACAAUGUCAUAUGUUUAGCUUGUACUGUAGUAGCAUUGGCGUUUGGGCCAAUUCACAAUAUUACUACUAAAAGACUGAAAUUGACUACAGCUAAGUAUGUGCCCGGUUUAGCAUCUGUUGCACAGAAAUUGUAUGUUUGGUUGGAAAAUAUAUUUUGGAGUAAAAAGAAAAACAAAACUGGAAAAGCAGCAGUAGUUAAAGUUUUUGUUCCUGAAGAGUUGAGUUACCAUCCAACAUUAGGUCAUGUAUCUGAAGAAUUCAUGAAAGAUAAAGUGGAUUAUAUAGCAUCAUAAUUAUAUAACACACUUGUUUGUGUUGUAAAUAUUAUAUAUUUAAUUUGAUAAAACAAAUAUUACGUUACCAAAUUUAUCUAUUGUGUAUAUUUUAAAUUCAAUAACUUAUUUUAAUUAAAUACCUACCUACCUAAUAUAAACAUAAUAUAGGUCAGGAAUGGCAAAUGGGUAACAUCACUGCAAAAAAUUAAAAUACUUAUUAUUUUUAAAUAAAAAUUAAAUAUAAUUUAAAAAAACCAUAAUUUUUUUCUUAUUUAUAUAUAUUUCAUACAUUAUUGGCACGUAGAAAAAAAAAAACAAAAAAAUCAGUUUAUUUUAAUUUUUUUGACAUGUAACAUUAGAAAAACUUGCCAUCCCUGCUAUACCUAGGUAUUCAAUUUAAUUAUACCCUUUUUUUCAUGUUUGCAAAUAAAAUAUUGUCUUAAUUUCAAUAAAUAAGUCUAUAUAACAUGUUUUAUAUUUGUUUGGAUUUUAUAAGUAUAAUAUUUUGUAACAAUAUAGGAUUUGAUAUUAUAAAUAAUGUUAAUUUUAAAAUUCAUCUUUCUUGCUGUACUUUCAUAUAUUUCUUACUGUACUUUCACAUCUUUCAAGUUUUUUUUUUUAUAUCUAUUCAUUCUUUAUAUUUAACUGGUUUUAUUCAAUGUACUAAUAGUCACGAUAAAAAUUAUUUUGUGAUAUCCAAAACAGUGUUUUAUAUAUUAUUAUAUACAUAAUUAUAUAGCUUAUUACUUAUAUUAUGUUAAUAGUUAAUGCUAAUAAAUAAUAUUUGCUAGCAAUAAUUAAAUAAUUGUGGAGUUCAUAAUGUAAACUUUAUUUUUAUGAGGUUAAUUUCUCAAGUUACAUGUUUAUUAUUGUAAUAUUAUUAUUAAUUAAAUUAGUCGUUUGAGAAACCCUACUUGUCAAAAAAAAAAAAUUGAAUCAAUUUUAUUGCAGUUUUGCUCAUAUGUAGAUUUACACAUUUCAAGAAACUCCAGACUCAUCCAUCAUUAAAAAUAAUUUAGAAUCCAAGAUAUUACCCUUUUUAGUCCAUAAUAUGUUAUUUUUAUUUUUCAAAGUUUGGGUUUGAGGUAAAUCAAAUUUCUUAAACGACUGAUUCAAUUGGUUUAGAUUGUAUUAUUUAUUUUAAAAUAUAAUACUUAAUUGCUAAAACAAAUUUAGAAGUAAAACCCCUGGCAAUAUAAUAAACAUUUUAGUAUGUUUAUUUUUUAUUUUGUAAUAGAUUAUACAAUUUAGUUUUAUUAACCUUUUAAAUAUUAUAUGCCUCGGUUAGAAUCUUUCGAAUAAAAGCAAUACAAUUGCUUUCAUUAAUUUAAUGUUAGGCUUGAAUACAUAAGUUUCUGUAAGGUCAAACAAUCACAAUUUUUUUUAUUAAAAAUAUGAGUAUGUGAAAAUAUUCUAUAAUUUUGUUUUCUGAUUUUGUGUGUUUUAGUUCUUUGAUAUCAUUAA
Molecule: messenger RNA, 3376 nt
Organism: Metopolophium dirhodum (rose-grain aphid)
Lineage: Eukaryota; Metazoa; Arthropoda; Insecta; Hemiptera; Aphididae
Gene: PIG-T
Product: GPI transamidase component PIG-T
Exons: 1
Coding region: 209-1930 (573 amino acids)
Biological process (GO): attachment of GPI anchor to protein
Cellular component (GO): GPI-anchor transamidase complex
Source: RefSeq, a predicted model, not a curated record